Messenger RNA from Nerophis ophidion (straightnose pipefish), 2689 nucleotides. RefSeq names its product protein phosphatase 2, regulatory subunit B'', gamma (gene ppp2r3c). The transcript is spliced from 13 exons. Gene Ontology annotation, biological process: microtubule cytoskeleton organization; regulation of dephosphorylation; T cell homeostasis. The coding region runs from base 149 to 1519 and encodes 456 amino acids. Gene Ontology annotation, molecular function: calcium ion binding. The record is from RefSeq and is a predicted model, not a curated record. Gene Ontology annotation, cellular component: centrosome; spindle. NCBI's taxonomy places the organism in Eukaryota, Metazoa, Chordata, Actinopteri, Syngnathiformes, Syngnathidae.
CGGAAGCACUUUGGAAAGCAGUUCUUCCCUGCUCAUAUUAACUCACGUUCAAGUACGGCGUUUAUCGCAAUGCCGCUAUCACAUUAGUGUUUGUAAGAAUAUUGUCAAAACAAUACUGAUGUAAUUUUAUAAUCGUUUGGAGGUAAGUAUGGCCAAUGAAUGCCGGAUUGACUUGUCGAAUACGUUAAAAAGGAGGUUAGCAAACGCGAGCAGAGAUGAGAGGAGCGAAGAAGAAAAGAAAGCCGAAGAAAUUCAGUUAUUUACCAAAUAUUACUCUGAAUGGAAGGGUGGUGGCCACAACAAUAAGUCAUACGAGAGCAUUCCUCGAUUCUACUUCAAGCUACCAACAGAAGAUGAAGUUUUACUCCAGAAGCUGAGAGAAGAAUCCAGAGUUGUCUUUCUGCAGAGGAAAAGCAGCGAGCUGCUAGAUAAUGAGGAACUUCAGAAUCUGUGGUUUCUACUUAAGAACCAGGUGCCUCCGGAGAAUAGUGAAGAGGCCAUGAUCAGCUAUGAAGACUUCCUGCAGGUGGGCGACAUGGCUGGGCCCAAGUGCAAAAACUUAUUCACUGCCAGAGUAUACGCCAAGCUGCUCCACAACGACCCUUACGGCAGGAUCUCUAUCAUGCAGUUCUUUAACUACGUCAUGAGGAAAGUGUGGCUGCAUCAGACCCGGAUAGGCCUGAGUCUGUAUGAUGUUGCGGGACAGGGCUACCUCCGAGAGUCUGAUCUGGAGAACUACAUUUUGGAGUUAAUCCCCACGCUGCCUCAACUGGACGGACUAGAUAAGCCCUUUUACUCUUUCUACGUCUGCACUGCAGUUCGCAAGUUUUUCUUCUUCCUUGACCCACUUCGGACAGGAAAGAUUAAAAUCCAAGACAUCUUGGCCUGCAGUUUUCUCGAUGAUUUAUUAGAGUUAAGAGAUGAUGAGUUGUCUAAAGAGAGUCAGGAUUCCAACUGGUUUUCAGCACCUUCCGCUCUCCGAAUGUAUGGCCAGUAUCUCAGCCUUGAUAAGGACCACAACGGCAUGUUGAGCAAGGAAGAGCUGUCUCGCUAUGGCACAGCCACACUUACCUCAGUUUUCCUGGACCGAGUGUUUCAAGAGUGCCUAACUUACGAAGGAGAAAUGGAUUAUAAAACAUAUUUAGACUUUGUGUUGGCCUUGGAAAACAAGAAGGAGCCAGCAGCAUUACAGUAUAUAUUUAAACUUCUGGACAUUGACAAUAAAGGACACCUCAACGUCUUUUCCCUCAACUACUUCUUCAGGGCCAUUCAGGACCAGAUGAAAGUGCACUGUCAAGUCCCUGUCUCCUUCCAGGAUGUCACGGAUGAGAUAUUUGACAUGGUGAAGCCCAAAGACCCCUAUAAGAUCACACUCCAAGACUUGGUGAACAGUGGCCAGGGCGACACUGUUGCCAGCAUCCUAAUUGACCUCAAUGGCUUCUGGACUUAUGAGAACAGAGAGGUGCCGGUUGCUAAUGACAGCGACAGCAGCAGCGCAGGCAGCAUAGAUGACUCCUAAAGAAUGUGGACCGAGGGGCAUUUCUGGUUUACACUCCUUAACAAUGCUUUGCACCAUAGUCAACAUUUGUGUUCCUCUUUGUAUUCUUCCUUUAUGCUGUUCAGAGCUACAUUUUUUUUUAUUUUUUAAAUACUGUAAAUAUGUUAAUAUCUUAAAUAAUAAGCACCAUAUCAACACCUGCAAGUUUGAAUGAAGUUAAAAUGUGGUUAUAUGAGAUCUAGUGUUUGGGCACAAUUACAAGUAUCGAGAGUUAAGGCUUGUUGGCACAUUGUAUUAUGGAUGGAAACUAUUGAGUUGACAAUAUUUGAAUACUUAUGGCAAUCGUGAUGUCCUAAAAACACAUAUUUUUAAUGACAUUCAUGUUCAGGGGCAGCACGGUGAAACGGGUUAGUGCGUGUGCCUCACAAUACGAAGGUCCUGGGUUCGAUCCUGGGCUUGGGAUCUUUCUGUGUGGAGUUUGCAUGUCCUCCCCGUGACGACGUCGAUUCCCUCCAGGUACUGCGGCUUCCUCCCACAUCCAAAGACAUGCAUCUGGAUAUAGGUUGAUUGGUAACACUAAAUUGGCCCUAGUGUGUAAUUGUUAGUGUGAAUGUUGGUUAUCUGUAUUGGCCCUGCGAUGAGGUGGCGACUUGUCCAGGGUGUACGCUGCCUUCCGCCCGAAUGCAGCUGAGAUAGGCUCCAGCAACCCCGAACGGGACAAGCAGUAGAAAAUGGAUGGAUUCAAGUUCAGUCCUAGUAAAGACAAACGAUACAUCAGAUACCAUAUACAAAACUGUCUUUAUAAUAGAGUAAAACAGUUGUGUAAAUUUUGAGACAACUUAUAAUGUAACUCAGUGGAAUUGUGUGCUUUUUUUUACUCAGUAAAUCAGGUUAAAUUUUAAUUCAAUAUGAUUGAGCCGUGGCCCUGCGAUGAGGUGGCGACUUGUCCAGGGUGUACCCCGCCUUCCGCCCGAUUGUAGCUGAGAUAGGCGCCAGCGCCCCCCGCAACCCCAAAAGGGAAUAAGCGGUAGAAAAUGGAUGGAUGGAUGAUUGAGCCGUUCGGUGUGUUGUAUUGCAGUCUUAGGCCAUCUCCCUUUAAAGCCUGUGAGGACCUCAUAUCAUGAUGUGACAUUUUUACCUUUUUAUUUUCUAAUGUUUUCAAAUAUUUAAUAAAAUAUUCAUUUGCUCUCA